UGCUGUAGCAGGUGAACUAUGGCAAGGGCUUUGUUCAAGGCAUGAGUCCCAAAGUAAGUUCAGUGUUCACAGCAGACUGCCCAGCAGAAGCAGUGGUGGGACAAAACUGGUGCUGGCUUAUGUGGAUGGGGUCAGUUGUAGGCCUGGAAAAGCAGGAUGAACCUGAUGAGCAGGUAAGAUUUCCUCCUUUUUCCAAAGCGCUCCAUGAUAGCCUGCCUUGUCAAUCUCCACACAGCUUUCCCCAUCAGGAUGUUCCUGUGUCUGCAGUUUCUGUACUGUAUACAAAGACUUUGUGUCUGGAUUUAUUUUUUUCAAUACACUUAUUUCUCCAAAACACUGCACAGGCUCUUAGGAGAAAUCUCCUUGCAAUGAUGUCCUGCUGCUCCUCUGCUUUCUUCAGGAGAGCAAAGGAAGAGAGCAAAGCUGCCUGUGUUGCAACCACUGCAAAAAACUGCUGUUUCACAAGUGAGGUGUGAGAUUGCCAAGGAGAGCACCCAAAAGGCUGUUUCCAGAGUUGAGCAGCAGACGCAGAACUGAUCAAAUAUGCCAGAACCAUUGUCCUUGAAGUUCUGGAAACCAUGAAGGAAGGUGUAAGAGGAAGAAAGGAGAUCCAAGCAACAAAGAGAAUCUUCAACCAGGGAAGGUCCUGACACUGCUCAGCCUUCCUGUGCCAGUCACACCUUCAAAGGAAGCAGGGACAAUUGAAACGGGGGAGCUCAGGUACUCUCCUCCCAUCCCUCCUGCAAGGCACUGAGUAAGGUGCCCAGAGGGCAGCAGGAGGCCUUCAGCAAGCCCAGGAUUGUACCUCCAGAGCCACAGCAAGGUCUUCAGUGCACUUGUGGGAAACUGAAUAUACACAGGCCAGAGAGCACAGGGAGGCUUCCAAGGCAGCCCCUGCCUUUAUCACUGGAGCUGAUGGGGAAGACAGUGACCAGGAGUCCCUGCUGAAUGGAAGGAGCCACGAAGGCUGCUAAAGUCCAUGUCGGGAUUUGCACAGGAGCAGGAGCAGCACCACCUCCAAAGGAUAAAAAACACCCAGGAAGCAUGGCAAGACAAUCUGGGUGGGCAAAUGGGACGAAAGCAGCAGCUUGAGUGGGCAAACAGGACAAACACUGCAGUUUGAGCAGUAAACGGCCAUAACACUGCUGUUUGAGCAGGCAAAUGCUGCAGUUUGUGUGAGCACAGAGGCCAUGAUGCAGCAAGACAUGGCUGAGCUGCAGGAGGUAGUCAAAUGGCUGAGGGACAUCAUGGAGGCUGGGAGAAGGCUGAAGUGCUGGCUUCAAGGCCAGACUUGGGGGGACCACUGCACAGAGCCCACAGAUGUCCCUCCUGGUACACACAGAAAGGUGGGAGCGCAUUAAUCCAGCGGGCUGGGAACCUGUAACUGAAACAACAAAAGGAGGAGGAAAAGGACAAAUAAAAGCAAGGAGCUUCCUCCAAAGCCUGCCAUUCCCACCCAGAACCGCUUCACAGCUCUGCAGGGGGGCUAACGGGGUGUUACCUGCCACAACAGAACAACAGCCAGUUGCCCCACCAAUAGAGAGAGCUACCAGUGCUUCCAGGAAAAGGGAGCGGGUGGUAGUAGUGGGUGACUCUAUUUUGAAAGGUACAGAGGCACCCAUCUGUCAACCUGACCCACUCAGGGGAGCUGUGAUGCCUGCCCUGAGCUUGGAGCAGAGGUGUUGCCAAGAGACUGCCCAGUUUAGGUAAGUCCCACUGACUACUACCUGCUUCUAGUGGUCCAUGUGGGUGCUGGUAAUCAUAGAACCAGCUAGGUUGGAAAAGACCUGUAAGAUCAUCAACUCCAACUAUACUGCCAGGAUUGCCAGUAGUGAUAGAGCCAGCAGUAGUCUGGGGAGCAUGACCCAUGGUAGGGGACAUGCUGUAGGCCAGAGGUGCUCUGUGGCAGCAGCAAUGGUACCUCUGAGGUCUACAGCCUGUGGAGGAGUCCUGGCAGAGCAGAAAGAAUGUGUGAGAGGGACAGGGCAACGGAAGCGCAAGGAGGGGAAGGCAAAGCAUGGUGGAGAGGAGCCAUCCUGUACCCAUGCAGAAUGUCAGGCACUGCCUGCUACCUCCUGGGAGAGUCCGAGGGUGACUUGGUCCCCCCAGGCUGUUGUGUAGAUACAGGACAUGCUGGCUAUCUAUGGCAUCCUUCAUUCCCCACAGCUAUCUGCUUUGUCCCCUGCCAGAAGGCAAAAAGGCGUGUGUGUGCUGGAACAAAGGUUCCUGGAACUCCAUCUGGUCUUCCCAAUAAAAUCUCAGGAGCUCAUUUAUGACCUGGGUUUGGGCAUUGCCUUAAUUCCCACAUGCUGAUGGUAAAGCUUCUACCCGUUUUGACUGACUUUCUCUACAAAUGCAGCUCUAGUGCCUGCAUAGGAAACUGCAUAUACUCGGGCCAGGAGGCACUGCAGGCACUCUCACAGCUUCCAAAGCAGCCCCUGCCUACAGUUGGUCCAAAGCCUCCUGUCCGAGCAGGAUCAUAUUUGUUCUUGUGCUGUUUCAUGCUAUUCACAUGCACAUGAAUGGGUGUUCCAAAUGUGUGGCCAGAUGGGCUUCAGGCAGGCCCUGGCGUGGCCGGGCAGUUGCAUGGCAACGCAUCAAUGGAACAAUGGGGCGACUGCUUUACAGAGCAGCAUCUGUGGUGGCUGCCACUGGGUGCCUCUGGAGUGAGAUGUGCCAGCGCAGUCUUACAGCCCCAGGAAAACACUUGGAAUAGCCAUGGAGCACCCUCCCGCUGCUGGCCAUGGAGGCACAGACAUGCAGCCCAGCGCAGAGAGGAAGCGGGCAAAGAGGAGUAACAAGCUGAUGCUCAGGAGCAGGAGACCGUUACCGGCAGAAGGACGUACUCACCUGCUGGAUCUGCCGCUCGGCGUCAAGAUCCCUCUGCACCCCAGCACCAAGCCUAUCUUCUGCAGGGCAGUACUAGGGGCAAAGCUUUUCCAGUCUUCAGGCUUUUUCAACCUGGAAGAUCCCUACUGCCGCCUGCUGAACAUGGAAUACAACAGCCUGCAUGACCCACAUCUGCAGGCCUACCACCAUCGCAAGGACCACCUGCAGAUGCUGAAGAGAAAGGGUUGCAUCACCUAUGAUGGCAAAGUGGUUUGCACUUUGAAGCAGUUCAAUGAGUACAGGCAGUAUCUGGUCAGGCUCAAGGUGGAUACGGAGAACAUGUUCAGGCGAGAGGAGCACGAGCUUUGGCAAGAACUGGACGAAUUAGAGGGUGCUGCUGAUCUGCCAGAUGAGCUGCACAUUUCUCAGCUGCGAGAGUGGCUGGUGCACGAGCAAAGAAAGAGGUUGCCAAGUGAAGAGAGGGCAAGGAGAGAGAGGAUUCUCGCUGCCAUUGAGAAACGGAUCAGUAGACUGGAGGCACUGGAAAAAGUGCAAUACCUCUUCCAGCGAGCCGGCUGCAAAAUGAAUCCAGGAAAGAGGAGAGACGCAGCCAGCACACUACAGGGUGCGCCUUCUGAGUGUGCCAGAGAAGCAGCGCCUGAGAACAUAUCCCAGCUGCAGGUUUCACUGACUGAAGAAGAGGAGGAGCUUCGAGACUUGGCUGAGGACAAGGUCAAGACAGUGAUGGCGCAGGAUCAGUCCCACCAUGCCUCAGGGAAGGCUCCCUAUAGGGUCAAAGGAAGGUUGUUUGCCGUGUCCAGUCAGGCAGAGCUUUUGCAGGUUUACAUGGAUCUCCAGGACAAAACUAGACUGGUGGCUCAGGAGAUUGUGACAGCAGUGUUGGAGACCUUGUUGGAGCAUUUGGCAUCCAGUGGGCCAGGUGCCAGAAGAGCCUCCGUAGUGAGCAAAUCUGGAGAAGAACCAGCAGCCUCCAGCAGAGCAUCUUUGCAGACUUGCAUUGAUGGAAUGACAGUAGAGGCUGUUGACAAUGUUAGCUCCAUCUUGUCAUCCUUUGUAGGAUGCUGUUCAUUUUACAAGUGCCUGAACUGUCAGGAUGUGUCAAGGCCAGGAUCACCCCGACCGCUGCAACAGCAGAUCCCAGGAGCAAGCGAGGCAACGUCCAUGCAAAGCCCGGCUACUGUCUCCAGAGCUGAGCAGCAGGAUGCAGAGAUCGAGUAUGUCAGAGCCGUUGUCCUUGAAGUUCUGGAAACUGUGAAGGAGAUGUUAAAGAAGAAAAGUAAGCACAUGCCAAGAGCCCCACGCAGGCUGUAGGAGCCCCUGCAGCCCAACUCAUUACAGAGGGAAGUGGAUGGGGACCCAAAGAGAUGGCCCUGGGCAGCUCCAAGAAUAAACAGUUUAUUCCCAA
Melopsittacus undulatus (budgerigar) is the source of this 4255-nucleotide messenger RNA. RefSeq names its product fibrous sheath interacting protein 2 (gene FSIP2). The transcript is spliced from 7 exons. The record is from RefSeq and is a predicted model, not a curated record. The coding region runs from base 2719 to 4161 and encodes 480 amino acids. Lineage: Eukaryota; Metazoa; Chordata; Aves; Psittaciformes; Psittaculidae.